Sorex fumeus (smoky shrew) is the source of this 2291-nucleotide messenger RNA. RefSeq names its product hyaluronan and proteoglycan link protein 4 (gene HAPLN4). The transcript is spliced from 5 exons. Lineage: Eukaryota; Metazoa; Chordata; Mammalia; Eulipotyphla; Soricidae. Gene Ontology annotation, molecular function: hyaluronic acid binding. Bases 66 to 1268 code for a protein of 400 amino acids. Gene Ontology annotation, biological process: cell adhesion. The record is from RefSeq and is a predicted model, not a curated record.
UGCGCCUCCUGCCCAGUCAGCUUGGGGUGCGCAGUCUCGGCGCGCGGGCCGCUCGGCGGGGCCGCAUGGGCAGCAUGGUGUGCGCUCGGGCGGCCCUCGGUCCCCGCGCGCUCUGGGCCGCGGCAGCCUGCAGUGUCCUGCUGCUCACGGUCCCCACGGGAGCGCAGCGCGGCAGGAAGAAGGUGGUGCAUGUCCUGGAGGGUGAGUCGGGGUCGGUGGUGGUACAGACGGCACCCGGGCAGGUGGUCAGUCACCGCGGUGGCACCAUUGUCUUGCCCUGCCGUUACCAUUAUGAGGCGACCUCCCAUGACGACGACGGCGUCCGUCUCAAGUGGACCAAAGUGGUGGACCCGCUCGCCUUCACUGACGUGUUCGUGGCGCUGGGCCCCCAGCAGCGGGCGUUCGGCAGCUACCGCGGGCGGGCCGAGCUGCAGGGCGACGGGCCCGGCGACGCCUCCCUGGUGCUGCGAAACGUCACGCUGCAGGACUACGGCCGCUAUGAGUGCGAGGUCACCAACGAGCUGGAAGACGACACGGGCAUGGUCAAGCUGGACCUGGAAGGCGUGGUUUUCCCUUACCACCCGCGCGGGGGGCGCUACCAGCUGACUUUCCGCGAGGCGCAGCGCGCGUGUGCGGAGCAGGACGGCAUCCUGGCAUCGGCCGAGCAGCUGCACGCGGCCUGGCGCGACGGGCUAGACUGGUGCAACGCGGGCUGGCUGCGUGAUGGCUCGGUGCAGUACCCGGUGAGCCAACCCCGGGAGCCCUGCGGCGGUCGGGCCGGCCCGGGGGGCGCCGUCGGAGGCGUGCGCAACUACGGCUACCGGCACGACGCCCGCGAACGCUACGACGCCUUCUGCUUCACGUCCAACCUGGCCGGCCACGUGUUCUUCCUGAAGCCCCUGCGACCCGUGCCCUUCGCUGGAGCCGAGCGCGCGUGUGCGGCGCGCGGCGCGGCGGUGGCCAAGGUGGGGCAGCUGUUCGCCGCGUGGAAACUGCAGCUGCUGGACCGCUGCACGGCCGGCUGGUUGGCCGACGGCAGCGCGCGCUACCCCAUCGUGAACCCGCGCGCACGCUGCGGCGGGCCCCGGCCCGGCGUCCGCAGCCUCGGCUUCCCCGACGCCGCGCGCCGCCUUUUCGGCGUCUAUUGCUACCGCGCGCCCGGCGCACCCGACCCCGCGCCCGGCGGCUGGGGCUGGGGCUGGGCGGGCGGCGGCGGCUGGGCGGGCGGCGCGCGGGACCCCGCCGCCUGGACCCCGCUGCACGUCUAGGCGUCCGCGGCUCUCGCGGCUGGGGCGCUGCGAGAUGACCCGGCCGCCUGCCGUCCUGGAACACUGACGGCGCCCCCGAAAUCCCUUGGCGUCACCUGGACACCGACCAAGCCCCCCAUUUCCUGGACGAUGGCGACCCCUUCCCCUCAACCUUCUCUAGGCGCCGGCGCAGACCGGAGGACCCCUGGAAAGGAGGCUGGCACCCCCGGAUUUUAUGAAGACUGCCACACACCCUCCGCUUCUCCUUGGACUGGGAGGACUGGUACUUUACUGUUCUUUGGGGGACUCCGAAGUCACCUCCCCACCAAGAUCUGCCUCUGGCCACACCUCGCCGGUGACAGGCAGAAUGAGGGCUCCUGUGGGGCCGCAGAUGGGGGCGUCCCGUUAUCUUCCCCCCCCCCCCGCCUCCGUGAGUCCCCCAGAGUUCCCGGGGGCCACCCAGGGUGAGGGUCCAGUGGGCUGAAGCUUUGCGGGCCGGGCCCCACCCCUCAGGUAUCCUUCUGGAGGAGCCUGGCCACGCCCCCAGAAGCCCCUCCCCUGCUUGUCACCAAAGAUCCCGCUCCCAGGGGCCCCUAGGAGCCACGUGCCUCACUUGCGCCGUCCCCACGGCGACCCGCCCGGCCUCCCAGUCACCUCAUCUGCCCGCCACGGAGAUGGUGCCCGCCUCAGCUGUGCCUGUGGUCCCCACGCCUUCGCAGACGCCUCCAACUCUGCCUCUGCUGUCUGUUCCCGACCAUCGCCCCAGAUGUUCCUGUCCCCCACCUUCUUAUCUCUCGCUCUCACCAUGGAAGCAGGCUGCGCCCCCCCUCCCCUCACUGCAUCCCUCAACGUGCAGCUGGGAUCUCUAAGAUCGUUACCAUGGAGAAGAGACUGAUGUCUGAGGUACCAGAACACCUGUGCCCCUCUGCUUACCCCCUCCAAACCCCGCCCCUCCAAGCUGUCUCUAUAGAGACAGUCUCCAUAGAGACUGCCCACGCCAUCCCCAUGGCAACGGACCUCCCCGCUCUCAGGAACUCCUUAUGA